CGCUAAAGAAUAUCUAUACGAUCCAUUCUUUAAGUAUACGGUUUGCAGAACUUUUCGACUGUGUCGCCGCGACGCAGAAACACGGAAGCACGGAAGUGGAUCCCUAUUCCUAUCCCGAUGCCUGGCUCUUCACUCACUACCUAACCUACUCUGGCCCUGACGAUGCAUUCAUAUAUCCGCCCGAAUACCUAUGUCUGUCUCCGUUUACCUUCAGGUGUGUUAAAGGUUACGGAGAUUGUACCUAACACUAUUAUCUCAAUAGGGAAGUAUGGUUCGUUUCCCACGAAUCUUCUCAUUGGCCGCCCUUAUCACGUAACAUUCGAGCUCGUUGAGCUUGAGCACGACGAGAAGAAUAGAAUCGCUACACAGCUACGCAUUGUUCCUGCCUCGGAGCUUCAUGCCGAUGCAAUUACAGAACCCACGGCAAGCGUUGCCGACUCAAGGGAGGAAAAGGUAGAAAUAACAAACGGCGGCGUCGAAUUUGACAUUGUAGGCGAAAAUGGCGAGGUCCUCAUGCGCAACAAUCGCCUGACGGUGGACGAUGCGUCACGGCAGGCAUUGACCUACGAAGAGAUUGAAGAGCUCAAGAAGGCAGGCUCAGGCUCAGGGAAAGAUAUAAUUGCUAAGAUCAUGGCUUCGCAUAAUGCUCUGGACGAGAAGACAUCGUUCUCACUGGCCAAAUAUACUCUAAGGAAGUCGAAGAAAUAUAUGAAGCGCGUGACAAUCUUACCGCUAGAUGUUGCGAUGCUUGUCAACACCAUGUUGGAUAUUCAGGCGGUACGGAUAAUGGAAGUGCGGGAGGAGAUUCUCGGCCUCAUAAACAGCUGGGCAAACAUUCACUAUGGCGGAUCGCAGAGGAUAUAUCCUUCAGAAGACGGCAGUGGCAUAAUAGGAGGCGGCAGGUGGCUCUGCAUUGACGACACAGGGGGCAUUUUGGUCGCAUCCCUUGCGGAGAGAAUGGGAAUUCUGUAUUCUGGAGAAGACGACGAGAAUGGCGAUUGGGACGAGGACCAAACAGAGCAGGAGCAAGGGGCGCAUGACGUGCAUCAUGAUGUUGCACAAGAACAACCAGAGAAUACAGAGCAACCAGCAGCGCGAGCUGAGACACAGAAAGAAGAUCUUUCGAUAGACCAGCCCCCUAGGCGACGGCGGAACUACAACUUUGUCCCCGAAAUGUCCGCCAAAACCAAUACUCUCACUGUCAUACACUCGGCGGCGCAACCCAACCUCGGCCUCCUAAAGUACUUUGGGUACGACACAUCAGCCACUGUCACAACGCAUCCGUUCUACCAACACCUGAAGACGAUAUCGUGGCUACAACUGCUGCAUCCCGAAGAAGAUGCUGGAUACGAAGAGCCGGAAGAAGUAUCCCCUGAUACUCUCGCCUCCUGGAAAGCCGGCAAGCGGGGAACAUACUACCGCAAGCGACGACGCUGGGAGAAAGUUACACGCGUGGUCAAUGAAACCCGCGCCGGCGGCUUUGAUGGAAUCGUAAUAGCUAGCACUAUGGAUAUAAAGGACAUCCUCAAGCACACAGUGCCGCUGCUCAGGGGUGGGGCGCAAGUCGUCGUGUACUCGCCCAACGUGGAAUCGUUGGCUGAGCUCAUGGAUCUUUAUUCGAAGGAUCGCAAGGCGCCGUAUAUGCAGGAAAUUGCUCAAGGCAACCCCAUUGAUGAGACCGACUUCCCUGUCAAUCCCACACUGCUAUUAGGGCCUAUGUUACAGACUGUGAGAGCUCGGCAAUGGCAGGUUUUACCUGGUAGAACGCACCCUAUGAUGAUGAGUAGGGGUCUUGCUGAAGGAUAUUUGUUCACGGCUAUGCGAGUGUUCCCCGUGGAUGGUAAGGUGGAAGCGAGAGGCAGAUUUACGAAAAAGAGGAAGACAGCUCCUGAAGAUUCAGUGCCAAUCUUGAAUGGCGCAGCUAAGAAGACUAAUCCAGGAGAAGAUGAUACGUCAGUGCUCGACUCACCUGCAGAUGGCGAUGCCAGUAUGGCAGAUGCAUCAUAGCACACAAUGAAAAGUUAAGAACACGUCCAGAGUAUACAAUGCUUUGUGAUGUUUGUAUUGCUGCUGGGACUUUGCCAUAAAAGCUUACCUAUUUUGGCCAUACUCUGAGGCCCUUGCCAGCAC
Molecule: messenger RNA, 2130 nt
Organism: Pseudovirgaria hyperparasitica
Lineage: Eukaryota; Fungi; Ascomycota; Dothideomycetes; Acrospermales; Acrospermaceae
Product: adenine-N(1)--methyltransferase non-catalytic subunit trm6
Exons: 2
Coding region: 163-2007 (614 amino acids)
Biological process (GO): tRNA methylation
Cellular component (GO): nucleus; tRNA (m1A) methyltransferase complex
Source: RefSeq, a predicted model, not a curated record